GGAGCGCGUCCGCCCACAAAAGCCACGGCUAUCUCCCGUGUCUCCCCCUUUAAAAAAAUCAAUUGAGCACGAAAAAAAGGGAAUACGCUCAAAAUACAAACACUGGUGACGGUUGGGUUUCGGCGCGCGACGGACGGCGACGAGGCGUCCUCGCGACGUGUGGCGACAGGAGCGGCGGUGACAGGCAGGAGCAGCGAGGAGGGUGUUGUCCUGAUGCUUAAAUGGAAGUGGGUGGGCCUCUACGGUCACACACUGCCAAGUUCUCUGUGGAUAUCAAUCUGACAAGCGCCAAUUUGCUCGUUUAUGGACUGUCUGUCCGUUAAAAGGAGCGUACAGCGGGGCAGAGGAGCGUCCGACGGACCGGGGACGGUCACCGCGCUCUCCGUUGUUUCCGUUAUUUGGAGCUGCUUGAUUGUGCUGGCGCUUGGCACCGCCCUUCCUGGCCGGUGGGUGGUUUCGUCAAACGGGCAGAUCCGCCACGGCCCAGAAGCCGAACAUAUAGGCCGUCCUCCGCCUCCGUACCCGGCCGGCCUUCUACCGUGAACUACACCCUCUCGGUAUAUUAAUGCGUUAUGAGUGACUCGAAGAAGGAAUCAUCUGGAACUGAAGGAGGGAAAGCAUCUAAAAGGGGGAAAAGUUCUGGAUCGCAGGAUUCCUCUCAGCCCUCUCCGUUAGCUCUGCUAGCGGCUACCUGCAGUAAAAUCGGAGGGCAGGGGGGUGCUGAGGGGGCCCAGGCCCAAGCAGGAGCCCAGCAGAUCCAGGUUCAGGCCGGUCAGAUCCAGUUGCAGGCAGGUCAGCUCCAAGGUCAGAUAGUGGUGGACGCAGCUGGGGGUCAGACCCUGGUGCCCCAGCAGCUGGAACUGGUCCCAGCUCAGUUCACGGGGAACGGCUGGCAGAUCAUCACUGCAGCCCCCACCAUGGCCAAGGAGAACACCAGUCAACCUGUUGCUGUGACGGUUGCCACCACUUUAGCGAACGACAGCUCACCUGUUGGACGCAAGGUGAAGGCAGUAGGUGGGACCAACAGCGUUGCAGCCAGUCAGCAGCAGCAGCAGCAGCAGCAGCAGCAGUUCCAGAUCAUUCAGGUUCAGAACCUGCCCAACGCUGGGGGAGGUGUCCAGUAUCAGGUCAUACCUCAUCUGCAGACCGCAGAUGGACAGCAGAUCCAUAUCAGCCCUCAGACUGCCUCCAUCGGGGGUCUGCCUGAACAAGUUCAGCUAAUACAAACCCCAAGUUCAGGCCAGACCCAGGCUAUCCUCCAACCAGCCAACCAGCAGGCCAUCUUGACAAGUACAGCCAAUCAGACGGUCCCGUUGCAGAUCCGUCCUGCACAGUCUUUUCCGCUUCAGCUGCAGACUCUGCAAGGCUCCCAAACGCCUGUUAUGACCACAGUUCCCAUAAACCUUGGUGGUAUGACCCUGGCUUUGCCCGUGAUAAACAACGUAGCGGGGAGCGGAGCUGUGCAGCUGAUCCAAUCGGCGGACGGCACGUUCUCUGUUGCUAACGGCAACCAACUGGUGACAACAGCAGUGCCUGGAGCUACUCCUCCUACACCUGGUUCUGGAUCAACAACAGCAGUACCCGAGGGUGAGAGUGUGCCUGACGCGGCUCAAGUGGUCUCUGCCGGAUCAGAGGGUGGAUCAUCGGAAGCCCAGGUGCAGAGCAGCGAGGCAGACUCUCAAAGCCAGAACCAAGCCAACGGUCUGCAGAGUCAGACAGACACAGCGGGAGCCAUUCAGCAGGUGAUCGUGGGCCAGGUGGGGCACCAGUUGGUGCAACAGAUCCAGCUGCAGCCCCAGACUCAGAGUCCGGGUCAGGCUCAGGGCCAGCAGCAACCUCAGCACAUUCAGACGCUCCAGCUGGCCCCAGGACAAACCCUGCAGCCCAUUCAGGCCUUCCAGAACCCAGCCCAGGUCCUUAUCCGUACUCCAACCCUGUCCCCCUCCGGGCAGAUCACCUGGCAGACGCUGCAGCUGCCCGGAGGAGUCUCCCUGCAGGGCGGCCUCGGAACAGCUGUGCCACAGCAGCUGACGCUGGCCCCGGUGGCCGGCGGCACAACAGUAGGGAGCGGAGGCCUGGUCUCCCUGAGCGGAGCGCCUCUGACUCUGAGCGCAGCUCAGAUCAACCCGGGAUCCGGGGUACAGACGGUCAGCAUCGCAGGACUGGGCACAGCUGGGGUACAGGUGCAGGGCGUGCCCCUCACCAUCACCGGUCUACAGGGUCAAACACAGGGUCAGGAUGGGGUCAAAGUUCAGUCGUCUCCUGUGACCGUCACUGUAGGCAAUGUGGCGUCAGGUUCAUCCAUGAGUCCGGACCAGCUGGGCUCCGUUCAGAGUUCUUCGGACCAGGAGGGGCCGCCCAGCAAGAGGCUUCGACGUGUCGCCUGCUCGUGUCCAAACUGCAGAGACGGAGAGGGCAGGAACAGUGGGGACCCCACAAAGAAAAAACAGCACAUCUGCCAUAUGGAAGGCUGUGGGAAGGUUUAUGGCAAGACGUCCCACCUGAGGGCUCACCUGCGCUGGCACACCGGUGAGAGGCCGUUUGUCUGUAACUGGAUCUUCUGUGGCAAGAGGUUCACCCGGAGCGACGAGUUGCAGAGACACCGGAGAACGCAUACAGGGGAAAAACGCUUCGAGUGUCCCGAAUGCUCCAAGCGCUUCAUGCGCAGCGACCACCUUUCCAAGCACAUCAAGACGCACCAGAACAAGAAGAGCGGCGCCGCGGUGGCAAUCAUCACCACCGACGACAUGGAGGAAGACGCCCCGGAAGGCCUGGAAGCCUCCCCGCAGAUCGUGGCCGUCGCCACCCUCUCACGUGACUCUGACCCCGCCACACCCACCACCUCCAAUCACCUAGAGGAGGAGGAGGAGGAAGAGGAAGAGUUUGAAUAGGUGAAUGCCUCGUGCGUGCACGCAGAGGGCCGACUUCCUGUUUUUUUGGAGGUCUUUGCAGGGACUGUUUGGGUGUGUUGUUUUUUUUUUCUCUCUCUCUCUCUUAUUUUGAAAUUGCUUAUAGAGAUGGACUUAAGAGACAAAACGGUGGGAUGGACAGAAACCGAAGAAAGCUUCACAAUCUAGAAAAAAAACUAACAUAUAACAAAAAUUUAGACAGAAUGUAUAAAAGAUUAGUUUGGCAUUUAUAAAAAAAAAAAAAACUCGAUUAUGAUAAUUCCAUAUGCGGUGGGGAAAUGAAACGUAAGAAGAUGAGCACAAGACAGGGACACCUGCUGAAUCAAACCAUCCGCGAUUGAGAGACGUUUUCCUAACUGCAGCAGAAUCUAACUCUAUGCACAAAGUUGUGUUCCUGUUUCAACCUGUCAGACAGCGCUGAGGGUCAAUCAUGGUACAAGGCUGUUACCGAGCAGUGACAGCUGGGACAGUCUGGGGACGGCGUGUGCGAAUGUGUGUGCGAGUGUGUGCGUAUGUAUGUAAAAGCAAUAGCUGUUGGAAUGGCUGUGCGUUCCCCUGCUGUCCCGCGGAGGAUCUACCUAAUUUGAGUUUUAUUUAUGGUUCCGGUUUCAGGUUCAGUGCUCAGAUCAGAUUCAGGGGUUGAUUCCUGUGUGACCAGUCGACAAAUAAACUAUUCUUGAAUAUGAUGAUGGAUCAUUUUAAGGAAAUUUAAAAAAAGAAAAAAAGAAAAAAUGAGAGUAGAAAAAAAAGCACAUAUAUGGAGAUUUAUAAAUAAUGCAUUCCUAUUGAGGCGAAGUGGCCAUUAAAAAAAAAAAGGUUUCUAUAGAGAAAAACAAUCUAGCUUUCUACAACUUUGUUUGUGUUAGUGAAAGCAAUACUAUAAUGACAAUCCUAGUGAAACCAUGUUUACAUUGUCAGGGGGGGCGGCGUUUUCUCUGUUAAUAGGACAAGCCAGUUCACUCUAACCUUCUAGGGAAGACAUUGGAGCACAGUGCUGUCAUCUUCACUAACCAGCUUACUGAACAGGCGCCUCACGGUCGCACCGACGUCCCUGCUGCCGCAGCUCCAGCCAGUGCGCCAUACGACCCUCUCCAACACUGUGAGGUGGCCGGUUUUGUCGGACGGCACUGUCGUCACUGAUGCUGCUCUCCGUCCUCUGGUGACAGCCCCCCCCGUUUCCCCCCCCAACCGCUAAUCCCGUAACGUGACCGACGUACCACAAUUGCCUUAACACAAGCUGUUGUACGGAGGGAACUUCAGGCCGAGGUGGACGGAGAGGCGGAAGAGGAGGUGGAGGGAGGGAGGGGGGGGGUCAUGACCCAGAGAGCAGAGCACGGCGCAGGCAGGCGGGGGUCAGAUCAGGGUGAGCAGAUCUGCGGGCGGGAGCGGGGUCAGGCCGUUUUGCUAUGUGGAUAUUCCGAGAUGUUUCCUGGUGAUGUUGCUCUGUGUUAGUUCAGUGCGUACAUUCUUUUUAAAUUAAGGAAAAAAAAAAAAUCUUUAUUUUGAAGAAUUUAUCAAUCGUUUCAGUCCUACCCCCCCCCCCCCCCCCCCCCCCCUCCCCCCUCCCCGGUAUGUUAACACACACAGGACUCCACUGUGUAUGGCUAAUUUAUUAUUUAUCCUUGAUUUGUAAGAUUUGCCUUUUACUGGAUUCGUAUUUGUGUGCGUUGAUUCUGAGGUUGUGUACAGCAUGUUUCAGUUUUUUGCCGUAGUGCUGCUUCUCUCUUCUUUACUAUUUGUGCUUCUCUUUUCUUUUUUCUACGUCCGAUCAUUGCUGUUCAUUUCUUCUUUUUCUUUUCUCUUUGCGCCAUAACGUGUUUUUAGAGAAAAAUAAAUAACAAAAAAAAAAAAAGAGGAAGAAAGCAAAAAAAAGUUAAUAUUGUUUAAAAAGGAUGAUACCAAACAGAUUUAGAUGUUUUUGGUAAUAUUUUGUGUGACAACCGACUUUUUGUUUUCUUUGAUAUUUUGUAGUGACAUCUCAUUUGUAAAUCUUUUUCUAAAAGAUGUUUGUCCGUCUCCAUGACAUUUGAUAAUGGGUUUUUGCCGGGUUAGCCUCAAAGGCUCCAGUUUAUCAAUAUUUUUAAAACUGGUUUGUACAAAUGUGUUAUGUCGAAAUUGAGAAGAAAAAAAAAA
Messenger RNA from Salarias fasciatus (jewelled blenny), 5042 nucleotides. RefSeq names its product transcription factor Sp4-like. NCBI's taxonomy places the organism in Eukaryota, Metazoa, Chordata, Actinopteri, Blenniiformes, Blenniidae. Gene Ontology annotation, molecular function: DNA-binding transcription factor activity, RNA polymerase II-specific; RNA polymerase II cis-regulatory region sequence-specific DNA binding. The record is from RefSeq and is a predicted model, not a curated record. Gene Ontology annotation, biological process: regulation of transcription by RNA polymerase II. Bases 573 to 2891 code for a protein of 772 amino acids. The transcript is spliced from 7 exons.